This is a messenger RNA of Phytophthora sojae, 711 nucleotides long. RefSeq lists its product as hypothetical. Lineage: Eukaryota; Oomycota; Peronosporomycetes; Peronosporales; Peronosporaceae. The transcript has 5 exons. The coding region runs from base 1 to 711 and encodes 236 amino acids. The record is from RefSeq and is a predicted model, not a curated record.
AUGCAUGCUAAGGGAAGUGGCACCGACACGAGUGUCGAAGAGCAAGUCCAGCUGCGACGAGUGUUUCGAUUGCUAGCGUUCGACACUUCGCUCCAGCGGCUAAACCACAAGCUUGAGCGCCAAUCGUCGCGACGUCGAUAUUCGCUGAUGGAGCACGAUACAAAACGUGACCACUACAUGAAAGAGAAGCUCAAGUAUCUCGGAACGCUGCAGGAUGAAGUCAACCUGGGCCGUGAACUAGUGACUUCAAAGUACCAGAUCGAUUCGAAGGCGUUGGUGACAAUCUACGAACAGCUCGGUUACCCCAUAUCCGGCCAGGAGAAGAGCCGAAUCGAAGAAGUGAUCUGGCAGGUGAACGACGAUCUGGACGGCGCCAUCAGCUUCGAAGAGUUCGUGAACAGCUACGUGAGGUCACGCAACGAUCGGUCAGGGCUCGAGCCGUCCGAGAUCUUCUUCCUCACGUGCUUCCUCAUGUUCGACAAGGACUGCUGCGGCAGGAUCUCCUUGGACGAUGCGAUGGGAAUUUUAUACCUCAAGUACGGCGAGACCAUGGAGCGCGAGAUGGAGAUCCACUUUGGCAAGCUGCUGGACGAAGGCGCCCACUUCGUCACCUUCACGGAGUUCCACGAGGCCACCAGCAAGCGUCUGGGCGAGCUUAUCGACCAGCAAGCGCCCUUCGCUCGGCAGAACAAGUUCUGCAAGAAGCUCUGA